Messenger RNA from Saccostrea cuccullata (small rock oyster), 7368 nucleotides. RefSeq names its product transforming growth factor beta receptor type 3-like. Lineage: Eukaryota; Metazoa; Mollusca; Bivalvia; Ostreida; Ostreidae. Gene Ontology annotation, cellular component: cell surface. The record is from RefSeq and is a predicted model, not a curated record. The coding region runs from base 364 to 2793 and encodes 809 amino acids. The transcript has 17 exons.
UGUGUCAAUUACGGCGUAGAGUUUUUUGUGGGAAAAGGUCGAUACUUUACGCGAUACAAACAAGAGUGAAAAAUAGUGAUAUUCUGUGUUAAAGGAUUUUUAUUUAGUAGAGCAAUCUAUCUGAUUGUUUUUAAAGGGUGUCCUUUUCUUUUGACAUGGGAAUUUGGAUGUGAUUGAUGAAAUCAACUGUAUAUUGACCCAAUUCUCUAUCUGAUGUGAAGAUAAGAUUCUAAACGGAUGUUGAAACUUAUUUAGAAAUUUAAUUAAUUUUGAAUAUAUAAUCUAGGUCAUCUGAGGGUAGAAGCGCGGUUCUGGCAGCUAAAUGUGUUAUUGGACGAGGGGAGGGGCACAUGGCUUAACCUAAUGAUGUGGCCCUCAGCAGUUCCACUUGUGACCGUGGGGCUUUCCCUUUUACUUCUGACGGGGAAUGGCCUUGCAGGGUCACAACCAUGUAAAAUUUCCUUUCCAAUGAAUACUCAGUACAUCUCGGCUUACUAUGACACGGUCAUUCAAGGGAAGGGGUGUACUAGCAAUGCUACAACUAACAGCUCUGCAGAGGUUCACACCAUCAACCUUCUUAAUGCUGGCCCAGUGUUCAGGAAUGACAUGGCAGAAGUGAAUUUGUUGAUCAAAUCUCGAAUUGAGGAGAAAGCAUAUUUGGAGCCCUUCGUAUACGUAUUGAACUCGAGGCAGCCCGUAAGAUGGAAGAUCCGGACGGAUAUUACCCUGGCAUCAAAGAGACGGCAUCUCUUUGUGAUUCCGUCCUAUUCGAGUAUCCGCCUUGUUAGUAAUGGUCAGAAAAAACAAGUGAGGAAGAAUACGAUGCCGCAAGACACCGUGGCCCUGAUGUCAUGGGUCAAGACCGAGUUCAAGGCCCUGACGUCGUACACUGAGCUCCGGAGAGGAAACCAAAUGACACUGAGUGUUGGACUAGAUAAAAAUGCAGCAAGUGAUUGUGUGAUACAGGAAAACUCUUCGCAGAAGUUGAACGUGAUGGCAAAAUUUGAACAACCCCAGCUCUCCUCUGGCUGCAUUGUACCUCAAACUGAUAUCUCCAGGGUGGCUUACAUUAUUGAGGUAGAACAAGUGAGCAGGGUGUCUAACACCUCAGCUGCCAUUGAAGCUCACCUGGAUAUCCGAAGCAUGUCAAAGAAGAGGAUUCAGAAGGACUUCUGGCUGGUCCUAAAGUCCCCGGACCAUGUCAACUGGAGAGUGUCCACUCACAAGCUACAGGGAUACAUAGAUAUUGUGGCCAAUAGCUAUGUGGACAUGACGCGUAUUAGGAUGGACCCAGUAAAUGUGAGGAGGGACGAGAUUUCCGCGACCAAUCAGGGACUGGUCCGCUGGGUGGAGGAUUACCUGGGACCAGUGGCGAUGUACACCAAGGUCAACCUGGCCAAUAAAAUCAAACUGGUCUUACCCGAUACAGCCAGCAGCAACUCUCCUAAGCUGAACCCUACUCACAUUGACCCAUUUUCUGUCCAAGGAUACACUAAGACAGUAAUCCGGAGGGUGUUACGGACAGAAUGUGAUGGAACAGGACGAAUUACUGUGCACAUGAUCAAGUCCGUCAUGAAGAUUUUCAAUCUGUCCAGAAAACAGAUCACCCUUUUGGAUGAUGACUGUAUAGGAGCUGUAAACAAGAAGGAGUUGGUGUUUACAGCGAUGCCACAAACCUGUAAAACAUCUGUGUCACACAAAGGAGACCAGUCUCUCUACACAAAUGCAAUUGUGAUCCACAAAGAGGAGGUGGACGGGGGACUGUACGACCAGCCGAGCGGACUCGGGAUGAAUGACGUGGACGAGGGGGAGGACGACUUCGGAGUGGAGGGGUCCGGGCAGUCCAUCAUGGACGGGACUUACCUGGACGAUGAGGACUUGAACCACACACCAGACAAAAUAGAGAUCCCCAUCCGCUGCACCGCACCUAGGAGAGCGGAAGAUGAGAUUGCACCUACUACAAGUCGCCCACGGAACAUCAGUUACUGGGACCCGUCCUCUGACGUUCAUUACAGUAUCGUCCUGUAUAAAUCCUCACACUACACUGACCCACUACAUACCUUCCCUCUAGCCCUGCCGGCCAAUAGCAGGGUCUACGCCAAGGCCAGCAUCGAAGCAGAUCAAUCUUUGAGGGUUGUGGUUCAGAAUUGCUGGAUUUCUCAUACUCACGACUCCCCACCCAGUCUUUGGCUCAUCAGGGACGGCUGUCUGAAGGACAAGAACGUGCGUCGUCAGCCUGGUAUACUCCGUAGUCUGACCCAGAGCGAGAGAUUCAGUUUUAAGCUGAGUAAUGCGACUCCGUACCACUUCUUGAAGUGUCAACUGAGCAUCUGUCAAAACUGGCAGACCAAAAGCAACAAAGAUAUUCCAAUGUGUAAUUCAGAGGAGAAGAUGUGUGACAGUGAGAGCCCUAUAGCCAUGAUGAAGGAGAUCACUCUUGGUCCACUGUACGCCACCAACUCCUUACCACCCCCCGACGAAAAGGAGCUGGACCCUCCUAACUCCACUAUCAUAAGAGAACCACAUGUGAACAUUGUCAAUCGACCCUCAGAAAGCAAGACCUCGGAGAAAUCUAACAGAAGUCAGACGGUUGUGGUGGAGGGUCUGGACUCGGGGACAGUGAUUGGAAUCGCUUUUGCAGCAUUCAUCAUCGGAGUCCUGCUGGUGUCUGCUCUGUGGUUUAUUCACACUCACACAACCCCAAUAAAGCAUGCUGUGGCCUCUCGAGCAGUAUUGGAUGGAAGUGGUGAAUCAACGCCAAUGUCAACAGCACCACUACAAAUCAACUCGUAGCACCGCUGGGGGGAGGCACAAAGGGGAUAACUACUGCUUUAGCAAUGUAAAUUCAAGCAAAGCAAGGUAUUCCUAAAACAUGAUUUUGGCAUGUUCCAGUGUACAUGCAAAACAAUUCUCUGUUAACUUCUGAGUAUUAUUUGUGUGAUAUUAAGCAAGCAAAAAAGUGUUAACUGUGACAGAAAUGAACUAAGAGAUGCUACAUGUACCAUGGAGUCAGUAUUGUUAUGGAUCCAAGAGAAAAAAAAAAGAACCAUGUUCAAAAUGGAGGUACAUUACACACAAUGAUCAGCACCACAGCUUAAACCAAAGAAGAGGAUAUUUUGUGGAUUCUAGCCCCUCCCUGGGGGGUCUCUCAGGAUAUUAGCAGCACCUGUUAGCUGUGUUGGCUAAUGGCAGCCAAAAUUAUUUUGGAAGUUAAUAUUUUGAAAACAAGUAGACAUGUUGUAUGAUAGUUAAUGUAUUUAAUUAUGGAGGGUUCCUGCCUCGAGUCUUUAAAAUGGCCACAAAUUUGGUGAACUUUCUAUUGAUAUAGAGAUUCCCAGAUGGAAAAGAAUGGGAGAAGCUUCAAGUUUCUUGGAAUCAGAUUUUAAACUAAGAAAGUUUUUUCACCAAAAUGAAACAAACACAAAGCUAGAGCAAGUUAGCAUUAGGAAUAAAACUGUCUUUGUUUUGUAAAACGGGUAAAAUAGGUGAUUAUUGAAACAUGGCCAGGCAAAUCUGUUUGUUAAGCUCCCAUUGGAUACAUUGUAGACGGUACAUAAUUAAUUCAAUGUCUAUCAUAUCAUUUGCUGAAUGUUUCUGUUAGCUACAUUUAUUUCUAAUAUGUGCCACAUUUUGUUAUCGUUUUGUAAAUUAUUUAUUUAUUCUUUCAAAAUAAUCAGGAUGAAAAUGUGACAGGUAUAUCUUUGUAUGAAUAUAGGCAUUCUGUACUUAAAAAAACCCAUCUUCUAUCCAGUGAACUUAUGGAAGAGAAGAGGAAGUUAUUUAGUCUCUAUACCUCAUCUAACUUUAAAACCCUUCAGGUUUCAAACUUAAGCUCAUUAUUUAUGCAAUAUUGAAAGGUCAGGGAAACUGGAAGGUCAGGGACACUUUUGUGCCUUUGCAAAAUAAAUAGGGGGAAGGGAUCUAUGUUUUGAAUGACUAAGAGAGACAGAGUCAUGUUAAAUUUGAUUCUGGGGAAAAAAGAAUUAUUUAAAAGUAAUGGAGAACAUGAAAUGUAUUUAAAAUUUCAGAAAACAAUUUUUGAAGGCAAGAAAGAGGGUUUGUUAAUAAUUUUGGCAAGUAAAAAUUGCUUUAUAAGUGUUUCUCUAAGAACAAACAUCUUGUAGCUUGUUCUUUGAUUACCUCAGUAUAUCAUAUAAACGCAGGGAAACUGUUAAACUGUUAACUUGCUCUAGCUUUGUGUAAAGCAUUAAUUGCAGUUAAAGAAGUGAUCUGGAUGAUCUUUUGAUGUAAAUAGAUAUUUUAUUGGUGUUUCAUGGUAAUAUACUACAUAUAUAUCUGUAUGUUUUUAAUUGUAUCGCGACUAUUAUCACCAUGAAUACCAGUGAAUAUGAUACAAACUGUAAACACUUGAGUGAUAAUCUGUAACCAUUGAAACUCUUAUUUAUUUAGAAUGUCAGAGUGGAGAAUUUGUCUGUGAUGAUUUUAAUGUAAAACAUAUUUUUAACCUAGAAUGGAUCUGAAUCAUAGUGCUACUUGUCUUUGUUGGCAGGUAUUUGGUGUAUAUUCUUUCAAAAGGAACUCGGAAUAGUGCUAAAUUGUCAUUUUUACAGGAGUCUAGUGCUAUUUUAUUGGAGAAUAUAUUCUCUAAGCCAUGUUGGUAUACCAGAAUUCUUGUUCAAUGGAUUAAAAAGAAAUGUUUGUAUUUAUAACCAAACUGAGCAAAAUUUAAUGGGUUAUAAAACAUUACCAUGCAUGUAAGAUCUGUCUUCGGGUGGAAAUGAUUCUCUCCUCUCUUAUAUUUUUUUGUUGAUGUUUAUUUUAUAUUAAGUUGAGACUUUGUAAAUAUGAACUGCCUGUAGAAUUUCAUUAUGUAUCUUUAGACCUGUAGCAUGCCGAGUCUAUUAUUAAGGGAGGCUGCUUUAUGUCGGGGGAACAAAGAAGGGGGCCCCCACGGUUGUUACUGAUGUCUGUGUUGUUAUUUUGUUGUUUAUGAACAGUUGUUUGUUGGGUAUUAUUAUUCUAAGUGCUGUGUGUGACAUUUUUAUUACCAAUGCAUUAUGAUUUGUUUUUUGUUUAAGUUUUUUUUUAAUGAAGAUGAAAAUUAUUGACAAUUAGAUUAUAUCCCUACUCUCCGGGAGUACACUGUAUUUGGUUAGUAUUUGCAUUUAUUUUUAUAAAAUGGAUAGUUAUAGUAGGAAACUUACAUUUUAUGUUGUCAAAUUGACACAGUUAUGCCUGUGUUGUUUGAUGAUGAAACUGAACUAAGACUGUUUCUAACUGAGAAGACCAGUUAUAUGAUCUUUUUUUUUUAAAUUUAGAGAUGAAUGUCUUAUAUGAAGUAAACACACUUCUUAUAUGGUAUUUAUGUUUCGUUUAAGCAUUUACAUUUUAUUUUGUAAUAGAAACUUAUCAUUUAAAAUAUAGAUCUGUUACACAUUUUCGAAAUUUUAAGUUUGAUAUAAAGAAAAAUUUAAAGUUCAGGAUGUAUUUGUUCUAGGCAGUUGUAAGCAGCAAUAUUUUUCACAUCACCAAAUUUUCAGUCAGAUCAUGUAUGGGAAAACUUUAAUAUUGAAUUAGCAUUUCAUUCAUAAGAAAGACUGAAGUUAAAACACACACAUAUAUUUAUUGUUAAAAGGCAGCAUAAAUUUUGUAUGUUACAGUGGUCACUUAUAGAGAACCUUUCAUGUAGCUUAAUCUUGAAUUGGAUCACUACAGAUAACUGGUACAUUUGUUUUGUCUGUCUGUUUGUUUGUUUCUGUAUUUGCACUGCAUUAUAUUCUUGUGUCACAGUGGUUUAUUUUUUGGUCAAUACGUCUACCUCAGUUUUCAUUUGGGUGCUGUUUUUAAAGCACACAUUUCAAUAUAACCAUUUUAUAAAUAGUUCACAAAAUAUGCAUUGCACUAGUGUUUCUCAUUUUUGAACUUCUUGCAAGGAGAUGGCAGUGAAUUAAAAUUUCUUGCAUUAAAAUACUGUUAAUAUUACUGGGUACUGUCUGAAUUAUAAGAGAUGCUAAGAUUCAAUCCAAAAUGGUUGUGUGUUAAGGUAUUUUUUUUUUGAAUGAAAUUUUCCUUUUAAGCAAAAGUUCACUGAAAAGAUAUGGAUAUGUUAUUGAUAAAAAUUUUUAGAUAUGAUUUUUCUCUGUUCAAAAUUUCCCUUUACAUUCUUGUUGUCCAUCAUAUAUUGAGCCUUUGUUGACCAACAUUUUCUCCCGUUUUUAUUUAAGAGAACAUAAUCAGACCUAAUAGUUGUCAAAAUGUUGACCUCAUAUCACAUUGACCUGACCUCAGUCAUGUUGAAGGAUCACUACAACGUUUUAUGCAGCCAUUUUACAUUAUUUGUUACCUCAUGAUUGUGUCAUUAUGAUCAUCGUCAUAUCAAAGUCUUAUUUCGGGGUUUUACAGAUUCAGAAAACAUGACAACUUAAGUAGAAAGAAUCUUGAUUAGAUAUCAAAUGCAAAAUUUAUGUACACAUAUUCAAUUUUUUUUAAUAAGAAAAUUUUUUUUGAAUACAUUUCAAUUAUUUAUAAUGAGCUAGAGCUCUACCUCAGUUUUUUUUUUCUUUUAAAAUUACUUCAUUUUAUCAUUUUUACAUAUUUGUUUUGAAAUGUAAAAACUUGCUUGUAAAUAAGUGCUAUAUUUAUGUAUCAUGUAUCUGUAUAUUGACCAUUGAUAGAUUUCUCUGGUUUGAAUAAGGCAGGGAAAAAAUUAUUGCAUUGUUAAUAAACAUUACUUUUAAAACAUUGGCAAUUAAAUGAAAAAAAUCAAAUUAUUUACAAAAGUUAAAAAAUACAUUUACAUUCAUAUUUAUAGUUCUUAAAAAUAAAUGGCAAAUACAAAAAAUGUCCAGAAUUUUUGUCCCUUGAAGUGAAUUUGUUUGAAAAUUAUUUAAAAAAACCAAUGUAUAUAAAAUCUGUGUAGCAAAAUUGUUGUGUGUGUUUUUCAUUGUAACUGAUAACUGUUUGUAUGCUCAUCAGAACUCUGUUAAAUUAUUUAUGCAGCUUUUUGUCGUGUCUUUGGACAGACUUUAUAAUCCCGGUGCCAUAGUUAUUCUUUAAAUCUUGCUGUUGAAAAUCCUUGAUAAAAAUUUGUGAAUAAAACAGGAUUUUUGAAUAUGUAAUUUGAAAAUGACCACUGUUUUAUGUUAAUGAACGUACAUUGUGUGUUGGCUAUGAAGGUCUGUAAUACUAUAUAACCGUGAGAGGCAGGCGCGAGUGUUUGCUGUAGUGACAUACAAACUUAAUGGUCAGGAUUUACAAUUGUAAGACCUAUUUAUCUACCUCAAAUGAACCUGUUGUACAUUUCUUUUAAAGAAAACAGAUUUUUUUUCAGUGUAAUCUUUGCUAUUUCAUUGUCAUCUAUGAUAAAUUUUCAUGUAUCUGAUGAAUUAAAAUGUAUAAAGUAGAAAA